AACACAUCAGACAGGUCCACAGAAGCUAACGACAAGUUGAGAUCAAGUUCGAAUAAACUUUCCUUGAGUCAAGCCCCUUUUACAGAAGUCUCCAUGCAAGCAAAGAGAACAGACCACACCUCCUUUUGCAGCUAAGCAGUUGGUUUCUUUGAUCUAAGUAUAUGUGGAGAAGGAGUUGAGGUAUUUUUAGAGCAAUUGACUCCUUAAACCACGUGUGCCCACGUUGAUCAGGAUGACUGUUCAAUCUGCUCUUGUGCCAAUCCUGCUUCUGGGGCUUGUUUCGGGUUUGGUGCAUUGCAUUUCGCUCUCUGGGACCCAGCGAAAUGAAACCCUUGAUCACCGUUGGGAGACACUCUUCUCCAGAUCCAUGGCAAGGAUCCCAAGGGAGAGAAAAGACAUGAAUCGGGAAAGUGACUAUUUGCUGGGCAUCAAGAGGCUGCGUCGUCUUUACUGCAAUGUGGGCAUCGGGUUUCAUAUCCAGGUUUUACCAGAUGGCAGAAUAAAUGGGAUGCACAAUGAAAAUCGAUACAGUUUGCUUGAAAUUUCGCCAGUGGAAGUAGGAGUAGUAAGCCUGUAUGGUGUUAAAAGUGGACUUUUUGUAGCCAUGAAUGGAAAAGGAAAACUAUAUGGAUCUAGAUAUUUCAACGAGGAAUGCAAAUUCAAGGAGACACUCCUACCAAACAAUUACAAUGCCUAUGAAUCCAGAAGAUAUCCUGGAAUGUACAUAGCUCUCAAUAAAAAUGGAAGGACAAAAAAAGGCAACAGAGUUUCCCCAACAAUGACAUUGACACAUUUCCUGCCUCGGAUCUGACAUUUUUGGGCUAAUCCCUUGAUCGGUUUGGGAAGAGAGAAUGCACUGCACUUUCAAAACAGUUUACUGCAAGAGCUGGUGUAACAUAUUUAAGUUAAUAAUUUAAGUUUGUAUAUAUAGUUCAAGAAAAGUUUAUUUAUAGUUGUUGUUUUUGUUCAUUGUUACUGCUAUUCUGUUCCUUUUCUAGAACAGAGCAUCCAUCCCUUAUAGGUUUUGCUUAGUGUAUUAACUCACAAACUGCUGGAUAGGGCUACAACAUGUUGCUAUGCAAUGUACAGUUAGCCGUAGCAGGAAAACAUCAUUAACCCUUGCUGAGCUGCUAUUCAUUUCUCACACAGUUUGUACUGUUUACAAGCUGC
Pelobates fuscus (common spadefoot toad) is the source of this 1170-nucleotide messenger RNA. It is a transcript of the gene FGF4, whose product is annotated as fibroblast growth factor 4. The transcript is spliced from 3 exons. Gene Ontology annotation, molecular function: fibroblast growth factor receptor binding; growth factor activity. Bases 233 to 811 code for a protein of 192 amino acids. NCBI's taxonomy places the organism in Eukaryota, Metazoa, Chordata, Amphibia, Anura, Pelobatidae. The record is from RefSeq and is a predicted model, not a curated record. Gene Ontology annotation, biological process: cell differentiation; fibroblast growth factor receptor signaling pathway; positive regulation of gene expression. Gene Ontology annotation, cellular component: cytoplasm.